CGCCUGAGACAACAUUUGACAUAGCCGAAGACUACGGAUACAUUGUACAUGGGGUAUCUGUGUUGCUGCACCACUGCCCAUUCGGGUCGAAUGUCGUGGCUCUCAUGAAACUCCACGAUGCCUCCUUGAUCGUCUGCCACUUCGGUUUUUACACCACCUAGGAUACGUGAGUGUGCAACAAAUGACCCCGAACCAGUACGGAUACAAGGAGGUGCGCACACCGGCGACCACGCCUUCCGUCGAAUAUCAGGACGAAACACCACUGCGCUUGGAUGCCAUUGUGCCAGUUGGCGAGAACAAGAAGGAGGACGACGGCAUUCCGCUGGAUAAACGUGGUCGCCCGAUGGUCAAAUUCUUUAGAUGGCGCAUGAGCCGUAGGAAGCGACUGUGUAUCACCAUCGGACUGAUCUUGCUGUUCAUCCUCAUCGUCCUUCUUCUUAUCUUUCUGGUGGUCAUCCCCGCUCUCAUCCAGCACUACAUGAACGAGGUGGUAUUCACUAUCAACUUCAUGGACGUCACCGACAUCCCGAACGACUCGGAGAUCGAUGUGACCUUCAGCGUGAACCUGCAGCACGAUGUACCGGUGUCCGCCACCACCAAAGCGAUGACGGCAUCUUUGGUCUACGGUGGUGUGGCGCUCGGCACAGUGGGGAUUGAGGCGCUUGACAUCAAGUCUGGCAGCCAGAACUACAACUUGACCAUGGACACGACCAUGGUGAUCUCCGAUAUGGACGGCUUCAACGCGAUGGCGGAGGCCAUGAUGCAGGAUAAGACUGUCCCGAUCACCGCGACGGCUGAUGUCGACGCUCUCGCUAUGGGUCUUUCAUUCAAUAACCUAAACUUCGAGCAAACGCUAUCGCUCCUGGGUUUUAACAAGUUCCAGGAUCUGGAUCCUGAAGUCCAGCAUAUCGACUUGUGGGGGUGCCGCGAUGGCAUUUACGAGAUGGACGUCAACGCGUCGGUUUAUAACCCGUCGACUAUGGGACUGCAGGGUAUCGGUCCACUCAACAUGAGUGUGUACUACAAUAGCAGCUACCUGGGCUACGCUUACUCGGAGAAGCCGGAUCUGGGCAUGCCGCGUGGUCUGAGCAAUCAAACCUUCCGUGUGGUCAUGUCGGAGGACUCAACCGCGCUCCAGGGCAUCAUUACAGGCUUCUUCAGCGGUGGCGUUGAGAUGAACGUUCGCGGCGACAACCCGUACUCGACUGAGUACGUGCAAUUCAAGGAGGCCAUCAGCAAGGUCAACAUGACUAUCGAGUACGACAACGGACUUAAUGAUGUCUCCUUCAACACAUCGUGCGUUUCCAAUUUCCUGACCGUGCUGGGCUACUAGAGUGUACGUAUAGUCGAUCAUUGUAAUGACAGCGGUGCAGUUCCCUUGCGGGAAGCGAAAGUCAGAGCCAUACGCUCGAUAUCUUUGCUUGAUCUUCUCUUGCUCUCUGGUACCAGCAACGAUGAAUGCUCAACUUAGGGUUACACACUACUAGUAUUUACUAACUUUUAUAGCUAGUUCAGCUCGUUUUUGCUACCGCUACCAUGAUCUAAUAACUUUUCUUCUUUAAGCGAGGAGCGAGAGGAUAUCACACGACGUGUUGAAGCCCAAGCUGGAGAGACCGUCCGUGUAGAGGAUGCUCAUGUUGACCUUGCUAAUAGCUUCCUGGAACUGCGUGUACUCGGUCGAGUAUGGGUUGUCGCCCGUGAUGUAGAAUUGCGCACUGCCGCCCACGACACCCAGCGCCAUGCUGCUGAGUGCCGUUGAGUCCUGCGGCACCGUAGCACGGAAGAGCUGCACGCUCUCGCCACGCGGCAGACCCAGCUCAGGCUUGAGUGACUCGGCGUAACCCAGAUAGCUGUCAGCGUAGUACAGACUCAGAUUAAGCGCACCGAUGCCGUCCAGCCCCAUGUUGGACGGGUUGGUCAAAGUCACGUUGAUGUCCAUCUGGUACACGUCGUUGGAGCAGCCGAACCAGUCGAUGUAGUCGAUCUCCGGAGCGGGAUCGCUGAACUGGUUAAAGCCCUUAAGUGGCAACGUGCGCUCCAGGUCCAGACCACCGUAAGUCAAGCCCAGGGUGUGCGCCUUUACGGUGGCCGAGGCUUCGAGCGAGAUCUCAGAGUCCUCAACCAGACCCUCCGCCAUCAAGUUGAAGGCGUCGAUAUCCGUCAACGUGAGCGACCCAUCGACCGUCAGGUUGUAGUUCUGCUCACCCGUCUUGAUAUCAAGACCGGGGAUCACCACAGACCCAAAAGCGACGCCGCCGUACAGUAAUGAAGCAGUGAUGUCGUCCGUGGUAGCGGCGAUACCGAUAUCGUGCUGCACGUUGAAGCUCAGCUCGACGUUCAGCGCUGUGUCGCUCGGGAUGCUCUUGACGUCCAGGUAGUUAAUACUGAGUUCCACCGAGUUGACGUAGUGCUGGAUGAUGGCCGGGAUGAUGGCCAGGAACACGAUGAGAAGGAUCACACCGAUGAGAAGGAUCACCAGGCCGCUGAUGAGGAGAAUCCGCUGCUUGCGGGUCAUGUGCCAUUUGAAGAACUUGACUAGAGGACGGCCGUUCUUAUCCAUGGGCACGGAGCUAUCGCCAUCGCCCUUCUUGUUGUCCGUGCCAGGGGCGGACACGUCGAGGCGCAGCGCAGUCUCGUCAUUGUAGUGUGCGCCUUCGGCUACGGGUGUGUGUACUUUGUCGGCGUAAGUGUUUGGUGUGGUGCUCAUGCUGCUGAUCUUGCUAGUCGGGCUGUUCUUGAUGGCGCAGAAUGCAAAGUGACCUGCCGGGUAGUGCCGGCUGGUGAGAGAGCUGCAGGUGGUGCCCUGAGCGAGGGCUGCAGUAUCAGUCAGUGUCGUAUUGAAAAGUUGCCAAAACCAACUCACGUGUCAAUCACAUCGAACCCUCUAGAACGAAUAAAAAUCUUGCUUCAUAAUAG
Phytophthora nicotianae INRA-310 is the source of this 2916-nucleotide messenger RNA. RefSeq lists its product as hypothetical. Gene Ontology annotation, cellular component: fungal-type vacuole membrane. The transcript has a single exon. The record is from RefSeq and is a predicted model, not a curated record. Lineage: Eukaryota; Oomycota; Peronosporomycetes; Peronosporales; Peronosporaceae. The coding region runs from base 182 to 1333 and encodes 383 amino acids.